ACGUUUGCACUUUUUCUGUAGCGAGCAGGACGACGGGGAUAUGGGGAAAAACAAGAAGAAAAGCGGCGGAGGAGGGAAGAACAAGCAGAAGAAGGGAGCGGGAGGAGGCGGCGUGGAGAACAAGAAGAAUUCCCCCGCAGUCAGGAAGAAAGCAAUCAGCGGUCCCCACCCUCGUUUCGGGGCUCAUGAAUCUUGGAAAUACCUGCUUCUUCAACUCUGUCAUGCAAAGUAUUGGACAGACAGACUACCUAAGGCAUCGUCUGAAUGCUCUGGUCGAAGGUCUUCAACAGCAAAUACUGACACUACAAGUGGAACAGCAACAGCUGGACGUGGCGGUGACAGGCAAACCUGGUCAACUAACAAAGACCCUCCACGCCUUCAUGAAGGACAUAGCCACACCCACUGGUCGAACCCUGAACCCUCGACCGAUCUUCUCCCAGAUCUGUGAAAGGGCACCACGUUUCCGUAGUUACCAGCAGCAGGACAGUCAGGAGCUCCUCCGCUAUCUCUGGACUCCCUCAAAAAUGAGGAAAUACAAAGGAUGAGGCGUGGGAUUCUGGCGGUGUUCAAAGUCAGCAGUGGGAAGAAGGCAGCUCUCAGCCACUUGUCUCAGAGUGACAAAGACACCAUCAAAAAGUUUGGUAAUGCAGUGUACAGAGAGCCAACGUAUGUGGACGAGGUGUUUGGAGGGGUUCUCGUCAGUACUAUCAGUUGCGCUGAGUGCCGCAAUUGCUCCACCAUACAUGAAAACUACCUCGAUCUCUCUCUUCCUGUACCAAGAGAUGAGACUAGUAGAGGAGGAGAGGGUAGCCAUUGGUCCAGAGGUCACAGACAAGGAAAGGCUCAGAAAUCGUCAGAGCAGCCCGUUGAGGCAGACAUCCACCAGAGAGAUGUGGGGGUAAAGAGAGGAGAGGAAGUGGUGGAGGGCUCGAAGGCAGCUCCACCCUCCAAACAUCAAAUGAAGAAAGCCAAGAAAAAGACGAGGAAAGGAGGGAAAGUGAAGCAGUCUUUUCAAGACCUACAGAACAUGUUGAAUGAAGCGGACGAGAAGAGAGAUGGAGGAGAAAGGGAGGGAGGGGAGAGAGGGGAGGGAGGAGAUAGGGAGGGAGGGGAAAUGGAGGGAGGAGAAAUGGAUGAAGGGGAGGGAGAGAAAAGAGAAGAGACAAAAGAUGAAGGAGAGGUUGGUGAAGAGGGAGGGGGUGAGGGAGUAAGGAGUAAGGCACAGGAACCUACGGCUGAUGAGGUAGAACCGGCUGAGACAAGCGAGGAACCA
This is a messenger RNA of Geodia barretti, 1273 nucleotides long. Lineage: Eukaryota; Metazoa; Porifera; Demospongiae; Tetractinellida; Geodiidae. The record is from the annotation of a GenBank genome assembly.